AUGUCUUCUGCUGCUGCUGCCGCUCCUGCUCGUAUCAACGCACUUAGCAGUCAUGUUCACGCCAUGGCCAUGGCUAAUAACAAUGUCCGCGAUACUCCUCCACUUUCAUCUCCAACCGAGCCUGCCCAUUCUACUCGACCGGCACCACCCUCAUCAAACCUCCCUUUGUCUGCACACUGUACCAUCACGUAUACAGCAACUCGACCAUCGCUUGUCCGCAUCCGACUCGCGGCCGGUAAAGACGAUCAGUUCCCACCUAUACUACAAGCUGGCCUCACAUCCUCCUGCAUGUCUCUCGUCACCAGCCCCGCUACCCCCUUUGCGUCUGCUCAUGGCCACUUCCCUUCCCAAUCAAGCCCCCGGCAUGUGGCUUGCCGACUCCGCUGA
Bipolaris zeicola 26-R-13 is the source of this 387-nucleotide messenger RNA. RefSeq lists its product as uncharacterized. Bases 1 to 387 code for a protein of 128 amino acids. The transcript has a single exon. NCBI's taxonomy places the organism in Eukaryota, Fungi, Ascomycota, Dothideomycetes, Pleosporales, Pleosporaceae. The record is from RefSeq and is a predicted model, not a curated record.